GUGAUUGCUGCGCGUGUCCUUUAAUGGUGGGCGUGGCUUCCUGCUGCAGAUGACUCCGCUUCAAUGCGGAAGACAAACAGGGCGCGCCUUACUUCUAACUUAGCAAGAGUAGAGACGACGUACCCAGGAGAUUUCUUUUUUGAGACUCCAAGCAAUAUAGAACCAUGUGGCCAAAUCAAGGUCCCCCUGCUCCAAUGGGUAAUCAAAACCCUGCCUUCCCCCCCGGUUACAACCCUGCAUUUCCCACUGCUCCUGGAUCAGGAUUCUUCCCUCAGGGUCCAAACCCUGCCUACCCUGCGGGCCAAUUUCCAGCUCCCAUGAACCCUGCCAUGAUUCCCAAUGCACAACCAGGGGUGCCUUAUGGAGGCCCUGGACCUCAUGCAUAUCCCAUGGCUCCUGGAGGUGUUCAUCCAGGCCCAUACCCCCACUCUCCUAAAGGUGGGCACCACAAGGGUCACCACAAAGGUCCUCAUCAUGGUGGAUUGCAUCCAGGGCCUGGAAUGGUAGUUGGAGGGCUUGUACACAAAAAGAAUAAGAAGAUGAAGAAGAUGAAGAAAGGUCACAAACAACACAAGCAAGGACACAAAAAACAUGGCAAGUCAUCAAGCAGCAGUAGCAGCAGUAGUAGCAGCAGCAGCAGUGAUUCAGAUUGAGGGCUCAAGCCCAACGCCUGAUCUUCAGAGAAUCCUCCUUCCAAAAGUGCAACUCAACUUAUUAGCUAAAAUUAAAACUUAUCAUUUUUACCCGCACAAGUACAGUAUGAAAGCAUACAGUAUUUCAUAAUGUCCUUUUAGCGUUUAUUUAUGACAAUAAAGCAGCAUGCACACCAGUGAUUCAGUUGCUUCUCCUUUAUAUAGUUUGUAAUGUGGAGGCCUUUAGUUUUGCUUUCUGUACUGUUACUGCUCUUUUCUUCUCUGUUUUUGUAAAUAAAUGCGCAAAAAACAAGUGUACAACUAAAAAGUGUUUUUUUGAAAGAUUUAGUACAUUAGUACAGUUAUUAGUAAAUUGUUUCACAUUCCAAAAAUAUUGUGUAAGUGCAGAAUUGGAACUAUUGUGUUUCGUCCAAGUCCGACCAUAUGCUCACCACUAUAUGGCUUCAAAAUAAAUCAGUUAAUCAAUGAA
This is a messenger RNA of Fundulus heteroclitus (mummichog), 1122 nucleotides long. Its product is annotated as proline-rich protein 13. The transcript is spliced from 4 exons. Bases 165 to 653 code for a protein of 162 amino acids. The record is from RefSeq and is a predicted model, not a curated record. Lineage: Eukaryota; Metazoa; Chordata; Actinopteri; Cyprinodontiformes; Fundulidae.